Knipowitschia caucasica is the source of this 1155-nucleotide messenger RNA. The record is from the annotation of a GenBank genome assembly. NCBI's taxonomy places the organism in Eukaryota, Metazoa, Chordata, Actinopteri, Gobiiformes, Gobiidae.
AUGCCACAAGGAAAGAAAAGCAGAGGCGGUAAAGCUGUUAAGUCUGAAAAAAACAGACCUCCGGGGGCUCAGACUGAUGCAGAGCUAGACCACAUUAAAGGAGACCUCAUCGCACACUUCCUCAGGGAAAAGCUCCAAGAAGAUGAAAGAACUACUGCGCUGAAUCUUCUGAAGAUGAAAGACGGCUGGAGGUCAAACCUGCGUCGGAGUAAAUCCACAGAGAAGAAGAAUGACAUGCAUGUGCUGGAGCAGACCUUUAGGAACAGCAGCACCAUCCAGGGAAGCCCGAUAUCUAACAUGGAUCCUAAUGCUGAUGGAGAGGACAGACAUUUAUACCAGCUGCACAGUUCUCACCUGAGGCACAUACAGAGUCUGGUGGAGCUGCAUGAGAGACACAAGGACAUUCUGGAGCAGGAAUGGGAGAGCACCUUCAAAAACACAGCCUUAAAGAGGGGGCAAGACAUUGCAGCAGAACCUCAACAAAACCAGAACAACAUUUUACAGAUUCAACACAGUUAUGACGAGGAGUACUGUCAGAUACUGGACAGUCUGUUUGAGAUCCCCCAAAUGCCCAAGGUGAUUGAGGCAUUACCAGCACCUGAAAGACCAGACCUUCAGCUGAAGGACCAGAUCUUUGAGAAAAAAAUGACAGGUGCUCUAAUUGAAGAAAACAAAGCAGAAAGCAGAAAAGACGACAUGGAACUACAGUUGCUUGAGAACAAGUCUUUUGGUUUGAAUAUGCUGUUAAUUUCUAAUGAUCAUGGGCUGUCGACAUUUCAACAACAGCUGGUUGUCAUCAAUGAGGAGGCUGUGACUAAAGUCUCAGACAUGAGGCACAGGGAACACCUCUCUGUGCUCUCUGAGCACAGUGACAAGGCAGCCACGGGCCUGCUGAAUGCGCUCAACAUAAGACAGAAUAUAGUAUGUCUUGCUAAACAAUGUAAGAAGCAGGAGGAAAAUCUGCCUGUCACAGAUCAGCUGGAGCUUCCACAUGGAAAUGAACUGACAGAGGAGGCUCUGAGGAGGCGCAGAGAUGCACUGAGCUGUGAAAAAGUCCUACUACAACUCCACCUCCAGCAGCAUGAGGAAAAUACUAUGAUGGUCCAUGGACACAGCUUACAAAGGAACAAGGAACAACUUCACCUCCAGACAUAA